UUGUACUUGUUGUUGUUUUACCUCCCAACUGAAGCUUUAACUUUAGAGUUUCGUGAAGUGAGUUUAUCAUCUGCUGGUGAAAAUGGCUAAACAUUCAAAGAAAAGAAGGUCCAAGAGGUUAUCUUCUUCAAGUGAGGAAGAUGAGAAGGUAUCUAAGAAGCAGGAUGACAGUCACAGCUACAAACAUUCGAAAAAGAAAUCUAAAAAGCAUCACGAGAGGCAUGAAAAACACCAUAAGAAAUCUGUUAAAGAUGAUUCCCGAAGCACCCGCCUGAUCAAAAAGGCUGUCUAUAAACAACUAAAAGCACAAGCUGCAGAGGAGAAAGCCAUUAAUGAUAAAGAACAGUGUACAAACACCAGAAGAGUUUCUGUGCCAUCCUUGAGGGAAAGGUGCUCCAGUAAAGAAAUAAAAUCGGCGUCGGGGAAAGGUACAACCAUCAGUGGAAGCAAGACUGAAGGAGGAUCCUCAAAACCCUUUGACAACAACAAUGUAGCUUUGGUUCUUAAGACAAAAGAGGAGGCAUUAAAAGACAAGUUAGAUCAAAAAUCAUCCCAGAGGAGCCAAUCCAAAUCCGAAAGGCAGCAAAGGAGUCCUGAGUUAGAACAGAAAUCCUCCCAGAGGAGCCAAUCCAAAAGGCAGCAAAAGAGUCCUGAGUUAGAUUUAACUGAACAGGAAGACAAAAGCAAGAGUGUAAAGAAACUGAGGUCCAAAUCUGAGGAACCAUCAAGGAAUGAUAAUGAGAGCAGUACUAUCAAGAGCUGCGAACCUACUACCUCUAUCUUCAAGGAUUCUUUGGAGCAGAAGAGGAAGGAGCUGGUCCAACGCAAAAGCCUUCAAGUAAAGGAGGUGAUGGCCAAAAGCAGCUUGUUUACAGACUCAAAAUAUACAUCUGCCUCUUUUACUGAGAACUCUAUCACUUCAGCCAACCGUACGACCUCAGAGAGUAGAUCUAAGGAGUUGAAGAGUGAACCUUCAACGUCUGAGAAUGGCUCAUCAUCAUCUUCAGAAAAAGCAAAGCAGUUAUCAGCUGCACAAAAACAAGCACUUUCUCUAAAAUUUGUACCAUUUAAAUUUAGGAUACCCAAAAAGGUUUGGCCAAAACCCAUACGUGGAAAUAUUGUUGAAAAAAGAGAUGCUAUUUCUUCAAACAAAGAUCUCAAACAUGAGACUAAACCCCCCGACUCUGGAUGCUUAACAAUAAAAGCAAAGCCGGAAACAGUCCAAGAAGUUCCAAGCUGUUCUGAUAGUAUCCCCAAUUUUCCAUUUGAAAAGCAAGAUAAGAGCUCAUCUGUGUCUGUCCAGCUCCCGCCUCCAGAUGAUCCCAACUCUGAGCCAUUGAAUGACCAGAUGCAAGUGGUUGAAGAGCUUCAUCUUGCUCGUUCUGAGAAGAGGUUGGAGGUAAAUGUUAUGACGAGCUAUGGUGAACUGACCUGUAUGGAUAUAGAUUCUCCAGAAGAGGCACCAGCAGACUCCAUAUGCAGGCAGCUUCAACAGCAGGUCCUGAUCCUCGUUUUGGACACAAAUAUUCUCCUCAGUCACUUGGAUUAUGUGAAAAAGAUCAGAUCCCAUGGCCUCGGAGCCUUGGGCCUUCACGUUGUCCUGAUUCCUUGGGUGGUACUUCAGGAACUGGAUUCCCUAAAAAAGGGGAGAGGUCUGUCAGGGUCCGUGGCCCACUUGGCAACUCCUGCCAUCUCAUACAUUUAUAAUGCUUUAAAGAACCGGGAGCAGCAUCUUUGGGGGCAGUCGAUGCAGCAGGCAGCUGAGAGCCGCAGUGGUCUGAACACUGAGAAUAAUGAUGACAGAGUGCUGCAAUGCUGCCUGCAAUACCAGAAUAUGCACCCAGAGUGUGCUCUGAUCUUAUGCACUAAUGAUAAAAAUCUAUGCAGUAAAGCCCUCCUGAGCGGGGUGAGGGCCCUCUGCAAGAGUGAUUUGGAGGCAGAAGUUGAGAGGUCCAAACGUGGCCUUCACAAUAUCCAAAGCAUUCAGGCUCCAUUGCUUCCCCACGUCAGUCCCCAGCUCACAUCGCCGGCGUCGAGCCGGAGCUGCACGCAGGCCCAGGAACAAAAGCACGAGAACACUCGCCUCUCUGUAGGCACGCUAGAGAAAGAUAUAAAGCGCCUCAACGAAAGAGAUGAGGAUGAGGCAAAACAGAGCCUUAGCAGAUGUUUUGUUGAGCUAGAAGAAUGUCUGCAGGAGGUGUUGUCUGAGGUGCUGGAGGUCGAGAUGAAGGCUGUGUACGAAGAUCUGUGGUUAGAGGUAGUUUACAUAAAACCCCCCUGGACUCUUCGGGAUGUCUUGCAUUGUUUAAAGAAGCACUGGAUUGCUGUCUUUGGACAUAUUGCCCCACGGAGGAUGCUUGAAAAUGUUUUAAGCCUCAUCACCUUCUUUAACUCAGGUGAAUCAUCAGACCGCCAUGCUGUCUCACUGGCUCUUCAGGGUGCUAAAGAGCUGCUGAAAGCAUUUUGUGCAAGUUCCAACCAUGCCCCUCGCGCCAUCACUACUCUGGAAAACAUUUUCAAUAAGCUGCAUCCUCAGCAACAUGUGGAGGGAAAAUCUUCUGCUUGUGAUGUUGUCAUGAAUGAUGAUGAUGAUGAAGAAGAGGACAAACAACCCACAUCUGCUCAGCUCUCUCACCAGGAAGUGUGGGCCGUGUUUGAGGACAUCUGGUCUAACGUGUAUCAGCUCAGCUUGGAAGUGUUCAAAGCGCUCCGCUUUGACCCUCACACCAUGCAGGCCAUGCUGCCAUUGGGAGAUGCUCCACCGCCACAGGACGCCUUGGCGUGUUUGCACACACUGUCCUCUCUGGUAUCACAGCUGCUGCAGGCCUUCAGCAGCGUGUUGUCCUCGGACCCUGGUUUGGGGGAAGCUCAGACUCUGCUCAGCAUUAUCCAUUCUAGUAAAAUCGUUAACGAAGUUUCCAGAUUAACAGCCAAAGACGUUCUCGAUUGUUUCUCACAGCUAGACUACAGGGAGAAGCUCCGUGUCGGCGGGAGCCAGCUCGUGGAGCUGAAAGGAGCCUUGGAUGGUUGUGUUCAAGCCGCAGGCCAACACACCGCCUGCACCAUGCAGCACUGAUCAAACCACAUCGGUCUUGAAUAAAGAGUCCUUUACUUGAACUAAUACUUGUAAGUUUCAGCUGCAUGUGGUCUGGAUCUUUUGCUGCUUUAAUUUCCAUCCAUAAACAUGCUUCUUUGGUUAAAGUCAAGGUUUAUUCUCGAUGAAUGGAGGUUCUGUAGCUGUUUUCCACUGCUCUGAGACUUUAUUAAACUGACCGUAUUUCUGUUUAAGUUUGCUUAAUGGUAUGUUAAAACAUUAAUCCAUCUAACAGUGCCGAUAUCUCCUGCUGAUAAUCAAUCGGUCCACUGUGAAAGGGCUUGUUUUUUAAGUUUCAGGUAAAACUCCACUUGUUGGAAAUGUGUAUGCAACAUAAAACAAUAUAUUUCAAUAUAGAAAAAAUGUAUAUUGUAUUUUUCAGUAAUUAUUGAAAAAGCUAAUUUUAUUUUUUACAAUUUUACCUCAGUUUUUUUUUUAUACAAGAUAUUUAUUUAAAUGUUGUUUUGGACUGGAUAAAUGUGCAAUGAUGCAAGAAAUCUGACCCCCGUCUGUGUUUCUGCAAAUUAAAACAUUUAAU
This is a messenger RNA of Cololabis saira (Pacific saury), 3632 nucleotides long. It is a transcript of the gene swt1, whose product is annotated as SWT1 RNA endoribonuclease homolog. Gene Ontology annotation, cellular component: nucleus. NCBI's taxonomy places the organism in Eukaryota, Metazoa, Chordata, Actinopteri, Beloniformes, Belonidae. The coding region runs from base 83 to 3076 and encodes 997 amino acids. The record is from RefSeq and is a predicted model, not a curated record. The transcript has 17 exons.